AUGUCCCAACCCGGAGCCGAGCAGAGAAAGGCGGCAUCUGCUACCGUCCAGCAGAGUGAUAACAUCGCACAUGCGCUGGCGGGUGCCGGAGGAGGUGUCUUGUCGAUGGUCUUGACAUACCCUCUGAUCACUUUGUCGACAAGAGCCCAAGUAGAGUCGAAGCGUGCGCACUCAACCACCCUUGAUGCCAUACGUCGCAUUGUACAGAGAGAAGGUAUCUCGGGGCUUUACUCCGGACUGGAAUCGGCACUGUUUGGAAUUAGCGUCACCAACUUCGUGUAUUACUAUUGGUAUGAAUUCACUCGUUCGGCCUUCGAGAAGGCCGCUAUUCAGGGAGGUCGAGCCUCAAAAAAACUCACGACUAUUGAGUCUAUGAUUGCGGGCGCCAUUGCAGGCAGCGCAACGGUGCUGAUCACCAACCCGAUCUGGGUCAUCAACACUCGCAUGACUGCCCGCAAGUCUGAGGCGGAGGAAAGCUUGCCCGGUGCCAAGAAGGCAAGGGCAUCGACUCUCAGCACUCUGAUGGAUCUGCUCCGCCAAGAGGGACCCAAGGCCCUAUUCGCCGGAGUCCUCCCGGCAUUGGUCUUGGUGAUCAACCCAAUCUUGCAAUACACUAUCUUUGAGCAAUUGAAAAACAUAGUGGAGCGCCGCCGGCGUAUGACCCCUAAAGAUGCGUUUUAUCUGGGUGCGCUAGGCAAGAUCCUGGCUACCAGCAUCACCUACCCCUAUAUCACCAUCAAGAGUCGCGCACAUGUUGCCAGCAGAGAUGGUCCUAAGGAGAGCUUGAACGGAAGCUUGAAGAGGAUCAUCCAGGAGGAGGGCUGGAGGGGACUCUACAAGGGUAUUGGACCGAAGGUCACUCAGAGCGCCAUCACUGCUGCAUUCCUCUUUGCAUUCAAGGAUGUACUGUAUGAUAUGAUGGUCUCUGCCCGUAGAAAGGGCCGCAUCUCCAAAUAA
This is a messenger RNA of Penicillium paradoxum, 957 nucleotides long. RefSeq names its product putative peroxisomal membrane protein Pmp47 (gene pmp47). Gene Ontology annotation, cellular component: peroxisomal membrane. The record is from RefSeq and is a predicted model, not a curated record. The coding region runs from base 1 to 957 and encodes 318 amino acids. Gene Ontology annotation, molecular function: coenzyme A transmembrane transporter activity; FMN transmembrane transporter activity; FAD transmembrane transporter activity. Lineage: Eukaryota; Fungi; Ascomycota; Eurotiomycetes; Eurotiales; Aspergillaceae. The transcript is spliced from 3 exons.